This is a messenger RNA of Vanrija pseudolonga, 1158 nucleotides long. RefSeq lists its product as uncharacterized. The record is from RefSeq and is a predicted model, not a curated record. NCBI's taxonomy places the organism in Eukaryota, Fungi, Basidiomycota, Tremellomycetes, Trichosporonales, Trichosporonaceae. Bases 1 to 1158 code for a protein of 385 amino acids. The transcript has a single exon.
AUGACCACAAUGACCGUCACCGAGACCCUCACCCCCAUUGCCGCUGCGGCCCCCCUUGCCAAACCCGCGCCCACGUUUGACGACGCUAUCAGUGUCUCCGUCGUCGACCCCACAACGGUCCCAGCUGAGCUCAAGGACCUGUUCGACCUCCUCCGCGCGGAUGCCAAAGCCAUCUACGCCGCAAACAUCCUCCCCUCGUUUGGCAACACCCCAGCCAUGCCCAAUGGCGGCCACCUCGGCUCGGUCAUCCUCAACGCCUGCCUCGCGCACCAGGCGGCCAACAACGAGCUUCUCUGCCGCGAUCCCCUCUCCAUCGCCUUCGACUACCUCGCCCCGACCAACAUGGGGCCCGCGUUCGUCGUCGUGCGCAACAAUACCCGCGGAGGACGCAAGAGCGGCAUGCAGGACGUCCAGGCCGACAUGUUCCAGCUCCAAGAGGUCAAGACCAGGGACGCCGACGCCCCCCGCGUGCAACUGCUUGUGCAGACCAUUCGAAGCUCGGCGCUGUUUGGCACAUUCUCCACCAAGGGCCCCUCCGCCGCCUACUCGGACCACUUUGGACCCCGUCCCCCGCUCGAGGACACGCCCGCGCCGCAUCCCAAGAGCUGGUACCUCCCGCCCAAGGUCGCCAUGCUGUCGCACCAGCUCGACCUCCUCGUGCAUCCCGAGACCGAGCGCCGCCCCCGCGCCGACUACUGGAUCCGUUUCCACCCGCCCGGCGUGCCCCUGCAGCAGUUUGACGCCGGCGGCGUGCCCGAAGACUACGUUCCCCCCGCCGGCCCUCUGGUCAAGAACAGCCUCACCCUGCCCCUCCGCGCGCCCUCUGCCCGCCGCGUGGAUCUCGCCGCCCUCCCCACCUUUGCCGACUUUCGCCGCCCAGCAAUGGAGAAUGUGCUCAAGAAGGACGCCUGCUCGCCGUUCGACGAGCCGACCCGCAAGUGGGCGUACCCUACACUGUCUCUCACGCUUCGAUUCCUGCGUCCCCUUGCCGCUGCGCCUGGUGAGGUGAACCCAGAGUGGCUGUACGUCGGAUGGCGCGAGCAGGCGCUCAAUGGCCGCGUGACGAGCGAGUUCAAGAUGGAGAAUGAGAACGGUGAGGCAAUUUGUGUGGGAAGCAUGGACACGAUCAUGCUGCCUAUCGAGUGGUUCAAGAUGUAG